AUGGAGCUGGAGAAGCCCAAAGGGGCUAUCCCAUGCCAGUGUGGAAGGCGUAAUCCAAGCUGGAUCUGGCUGGUGGAGGGGUGGGGUGGGGACGGUGCUGCAGGCGGGUCUGCGGCGGGCUAUGGGCACAUGGGCGAGCUGCUCAGGCCCCGAUUCCACAUGCUGUGUAGACUCCAAUUACCCGAGGACGAAGAGAUCAAACGGCCCAACUGUGCUCCACGAUAA
This is a messenger RNA of Rangifer tarandus platyrhynchus (Svalbard reindeer), 225 nucleotides long. Lineage: Eukaryota; Metazoa; Chordata; Mammalia; Artiodactyla; Cervidae. The record is from the annotation of a GenBank genome assembly.